CUGGCCAGUUAGAAUCUUGCUGGUUACUGUGGUGACAGCAGUAAACAGGUUCAUAUGAUCCCAGAUCCAUGGGUUCACCCUAAGGGAUGCUGACUAGAAUUGACACUGAGCAUGGGUGAGGAACACUGGGGAAAAAUUCACCCUCAUGUUUACCUGGGGGGGGGGGGACAUAGCAGAGCAUCACGAAAGACAGAAUGUGUUAUGGCAACAUCAGCAGGGUGGCGCUAUUUCUCCAUGGAAGAAAGAGGGAGGGAGAUAGGACGGGGAACAGAUUCCUCCCCAGUGGGAUCAUAAGCAACCAGAUACUAGGGGAUAAUAGAAUAGCAGGAAGACCUCAAGGCAGCAAAAGAAGGCCAUUCAUCAGCAUUUUACACAACCCUUUUCAAAGAUCCAGUAGUUUAGAACCUCCAGCAACAGGAGUUGGGGAAAAGUCAAACAAGGUGGGCAUUAUUGAGCACAGCAUGCAUUCAUGCGGGGUUAAGGCCCAAAGGAAGGAGGGAUGGAGAGCAGCAACUGAAGAGUAGAGAGGGAACUGGAGAAAAGGGUCUCUAAAAUACCUAACAAUUAGAAGUGGUAAAGAGGCUGACCUAACAAUAAGAAAACCACUUUGCUAAGGAAGUGCUGAUUCUUGCGAAGGCUGAUCAGGAACUGAAGGGAUCUUUACACUCCUGCUCACUUUGUUUGCAUUGCAGAUCAGGCUCCGAACAGCAGGCGGACCGAAGGGGGCAACAGCCAGCCUCAGAGCACCCAAGUGACUACCAGCUCCACGGUGGGAGAAUGUCAACACAGCAUCUCCCACUCAUCAGCACCAUGUGAGAACUGUGGUUGGUUGCAGGCUCAAGGAUCAGCUCUGCCCUUUCAACCAAACCAAGGCAGCACCACCACCCAGGGAUACCUUCAUGGUGAAAUACCUCUCUUGCAGGGUGUACAGAAUGAUCCGCAGCAGAUGUUCACCCCAAUAGCUCUCCGUCCUUCUCUCCAUGGGUGGGGCACAACUGGACAUCUCUCAGUGCCUUUGUUUGCACCACUGCAAACGCAGCACAGGGACUUUGCAACAGCCAGACCUAUGAAUCAAUUAUAUAGACAACCUCACCUCCAGCUGGUUCAGGUGCAGCCUCCUGGUCUUGGACCCAUUCGCCCAACCACGUUCCAGGACGGGAUGGGCCUCUACCACCAUGGAACAUUAGCUCCCAUCCCACUGGAGCAGAGGAACCCGAUCGUCCGGAUUGGUAGCGCUGUCCCUAUGCCACCAGCUGCGAACAAUGAAAUGCUCCUGGUCCUCCAGCAGGUGGAACCUCAGCCCACCCUGGAACCUGCCCCAGCCACUGGGUACUUUCCAGCCUCACAAGUGGUACAAGUCCCACAUGGACUUCAGGGGACAGGAGCAGUCAGUGCCCAAGUGACAGAUGUCCUAGGUGCAUCUAUCGCACAAGAAAAACUGGAAGAAACCCAGCUCAACAAUGCUGCGCUGAAUGUGGUGGAACAUCCGCCGCCACCUCCCCAACCAGCCGAUGAAGAAAGUCUCCUCCGAGACGAGUUCCAGCUGCCAGAGGACCUCCUCUCCAAGUAUCCCGAGAUAGAGACCCUGAUUGCUUCACUGGAGCCGCUUAUUCCAGAAGGCCUCUUUCCACCUCUUGCUUCCAGUGAGACAACCAAAGGCAGUGAAGGAAUGCUGGCGGAGGCCUGCCUUCCAGAGGAAGCCCUGGGGAGCCACCAGUCAUUAACACCAGUGUCCACAAGGUCUUUCAGAGUAGAGGCAAAGUCAAUCGCGGAUGCCCCUGAGCCAUGCAAAGAGGUGCCAAAAGUCCUGCACCCACAUUCCUUUGUGAAAGAUCUAAACAUCAAGGGCACAGAGGUGACCAUACUCAGAAAGGGCUCAGCAACACAGGGACAGGCAUCACUUCCUUCAACAGAUGAGCAGGAUACAAAACUGAAUAAGCCCUCGGGCAAUCCACUGAUCCAGCGCCCAGUUUACAUCUUAAAAGAUAUCGGGUUUCCAUUUCCACCAGAUCCUCUGAGACCCAAAUCCUUGAAGAAAACCCAGAAGUCAAAAUGUGACGCCACCCAAAGCAAAGGCAAACAUGAGGGGAAUGGGAAAAUUGAAGGCAAACCCAUCAGCAUGACAGGGAGAAGAAAGUGGGGUGUUGCUGAGUCCCAGACGUUAAUCAAGCUCCCCAGAAUCACUCUAGAACCUAUCCCAGAGGGCUCUAGAAAAUGCCAGCCCACCCAUGAAAAGUCCAUGAAGCCAAAGGCAUUACCAGAGAUUAAGGGGAAAAGGAAAGGCAUUUCGACAAAGGCAGAAGUUUCACCCAAGUUUCCCAAGUGUAUUCUGAGCAUAGAGGGAACAAGCAUAACGGGCUCUAAGGAAAGUCAUCCUAGUCAGGAGAAAAAAUGUAAGGAAAAGAGAAAGCUUCCAUUUCAAGAGGAGGGAAGUUUAAAAAACGAAGAGGACAAUCUGGAUAGAGGAAACUCCAAACACUGCCAGGCAGGAUUGGAGAAAAAUGAGAUGGGACCUGAAACCAAAGAGAAGGCCACAGUGAAAGGGAGCACACCAGGCAUUAAAGGGAAAAAGAUCAAAUUGGAAGAGCGCCCCUUGGUGCCAAUCCCAAGGACCAAUCUGGCUUGGCACAUGAUGGAGUCUGUGCAAGUCUUCCAUCCCCUUGGGAAGAAGAAGAGUACAUCCAUGGCGGCCAGAAAUCUCCCUCCACUAACUGCCACCAGCAGUAGCUCUGGGAAUUCACAGGCUCCACAGGAGGUACCUCUCCUGAAGUCCCUGCAUAAGCCAGUGCCCACUACCCAGCCCCCCUCCCUGCCAAGGCCAGCACCCCACUUGGCGCGGAGGCUGGCACCCUUCUCCGUGCCUAGGCAGCAAUCUUCUUCUUCUUCUUCUUCCCAGAGAUUGCCCACCCAUUGUGAACAUCCAUUGCCAAAACCGUUGCCAAAGCCACCAGCUACAUAUGAAAGAUGGCCACCCACCUCACAGCUUUCCCACACCAGCUGGUUAAGACCACAUCCCACCAAUGUUGGAAGGCUGCCCACCCGACCUCACCCACCAGCUGUGCCACGUCAAAGCUCCAGGUUCCUAAGCAACAUCCGACCAUCUGUAACAAGAGCUCAGCCCUUGCAACCACCAGCCUCUCCGCCAUACCGAGGGGAUACUUUUAUUCCCUGGAGGACACCUCCAGAUGACCUUGAGGAAUCCUUGCCGAUAACCGAAGAACAACGGCCCAUCCGAGAGGCAAUGAAAAGGCAAGCACAGAGAGAGAGGGAGGAGGCAUCACACUGGACUUCCAUAGGGAGGGUGAAAUAUUUUGUGGAGCGGGAGAAAGAAAUGAACAUUUCAAAUCACUAUGGGUACCCAUGGCGUCACUGAGGGGUCUAGAGGUUCCCUCCAUUGAAUAAGGCAAGUCAGAGACUAUUGAUGAAAGCAGUGUUUACUUUUUGCCCCAACAUAUGUUUUUUAGGAAUAAGUGUAAGGUUAUUCUAGAGCAACCUCAUUGCAUCCACAGUGUGAGUUUACUAUAGUUUGUAUUGCUCUAAUUUAAUUUAAUUAGAUUAAAUUAAGUUACUCUAUUUAAACAUAAAAAUGUUUACAGUGCAACUUGCCAGUUGCUUUAACUUGAAAAAUGUAAUUAUAUU
Messenger RNA from Podarcis raffonei (Aeolian wall lizard), 3639 nucleotides. RefSeq lists its product as uncharacterized. Lineage: Eukaryota; Metazoa; Chordata; Lepidosauria; Squamata; Lacertidae. The transcript is spliced from 3 exons. The record is from RefSeq and is a predicted model, not a curated record. Bases 947 to 3373 code for a protein of 808 amino acids.